This is a messenger RNA of Ricinus communis (castor bean), 2731 nucleotides long. RefSeq names its product putative clathrin assembly protein At5g57200. Gene Ontology annotation, molecular function: phosphatidylinositol-4,5-bisphosphate binding; 1-phosphatidylinositol binding; SNARE binding. Gene Ontology annotation, biological process: clathrin-dependent endocytosis; clathrin coat assembly; vesicle budding from membrane. Gene Ontology annotation, cellular component: clathrin-coated pit; clathrin-coated vesicle. The coding region runs from base 715 to 2415 and encodes 566 amino acids. The transcript is spliced from 15 exons. The record is from RefSeq and is a predicted model, not a curated record. Lineage: Eukaryota; Viridiplantae; Streptophyta; Magnoliopsida; Malpighiales; Euphorbiaceae.
CAACCCCUUUUGGCAUUUUGUUCUGGUAACCAAUCGAGUAAUGUUACUUUCUUUUAAUUCUUUUUAAUGUGAUGACUAUGUUUCUAGUGGAAUAAUAAAAGUAACAAAAAUAAAAUAAGUUUUCACAUGCAAAGCAACACAAAAUUUUUAACUCUUGUUUUAAUCUAAGCAUAAUGUUUAAUUACUUCUAAAACCUAUAUUUGUAGAGCUUAAUAAUAAAUCACUUAAAAAAUAUUAUAUUAUUAAAAAUUAAUGUUUACUAAUAUUAUUAUAUAAAAAAUAACAACAUUAGUCAGGAGAAUACUGAAAUAAAAAAAGAAAUAUGAAAUCAUAAAUUUUAAAAUGAUAAAAAAAAAUCAAAUCAAAGGCAAAAGAAAAAGAGAAAAAUAAAUAAAUAAGUUCUUCUAAGAUCUUUUCUUGGUGAACUAUUAAUUAGUUACAUAGUUCUCUGAUGGAUAGUGAAAACCCAAUUGCCCUUUUUAUUAUUAGUCCAUUGUUGUUGCGCAUAUUUUGGAGCUAAGUAAACAACCAAAAGAAAAUAUAGGAAAAAACAAAGAGGCAAAGGAAAAAGAGGAAACCAAAAAAAUAAACUCUCAAAUCUCUCCUCUCAAAUCAAGCCACAAAAACCCAAUCUGCAUAUUCACAAUUUCUUCUUGUGUUCUUGUUGUUUUUCUGGUAAAUAUUUACAAUAGAAAAGGAAUCAUAAUAACAUUCAUGGGAACAUUUACAAGUUUUAGAAAAGCUUAUGGGGCACUUAAAGAUACCACCAAGGUGGGGCUUGCAAAGGUUAAUAGUGAAUUCAAGGAAUUGGACAUUGCAAUUGUAAAGGCCACAAAUCAUGUGGAAUGUCCUCCAAAAGAGCGUCAUGUUCGAAAGAUCUUUUCUGCAACUUCAAUGAUACGUCCACGUGCUGAUGUCGCAUAUUGCAUUCAUGCACUUGCCAAGAGAUUAUCUAAAACGAGAAAUUGGAUUGUAGCAAUAAAGACAUUGAUUGUCAUUCAUCGAACUUUGAGAGAGGGUGAUCCUACCUUCCGGGAGGAGCUUUUGAAUUAUGCACAUAGAGGAAACAUUCUCCAAAUAUCAAACUUCAAAGAUGACUCAAGCCCCAUGGCUUGGGAUUGUUCUGCAUGGGUUAGAACAUAUGCCCUUUUCCUAGAGGAAAGAUUAGAGUGUUUUAGAGUGUUGAAAUAUGAUAUUGAGGCUGAGCGCUUGACAAAAUCAUCACCAAUGGCAACUAAGGUACACAGUAGAACAAGGCUUUUGAAUCGGGAUGAACUAUUAGAACAAUUACCUGCAUUACAACAACUUCUUUAUCGUUUGAUUGGCUGCCAUCCUGAAGGAGGAGCUUACUGUAAUUAUCUCAUACAAUAUGCUUUGGCUUUGAUCUUAAAAGAAAGCUUCAAAAUAUAUUGUGCAAUUAAUGAUGGAAUUAUCAAUCUUGUGGACAUGUUUUUUGAUAUGUCAAGACAUGAUGCUGUAAAAGCACUCAACAUAUACAAGCGGGCUGGCCAACAGGCCGAAAAUCUUGCUGAAUUUUAUGAAUAUUGCAAGGGUUUGGACCUUGCUAGGAACUUUCAAUUUCCAACACUAAGACAGCCACCUCCAUCAUUUCUUGCAACAAUGGAAGAAUAUAUUAAGGAAGCACCACAAGCAGGUUUUGUUCAAAAAAGGCUGGAGUACAAAGAGAGAGAUGAAUCAUCUCCUGAAAAACUUGAAGAGCCUUCAGAACCUACAAAUGAAGUUGAAAAUACUUAUGAUAAUGAAACAUCAACAGACACAAUGGAAGAAGCUCAGACCAAAGAUGAAGUGGAGGAAACUCCUCCAUUAAUAUCUACUGAUGAUACUGGAGAUUUACUUGGUCUGAAUGAAAUAAAUCCAAAAGCUAUAGAAAUUGAGCAAAACAAUGCAUUGGCUCUUGCAAUUGUUCCACCUAGUGAUGAUCCUCUAUCUUCAUCAAAUCGUGCUUUAAGUGAACUCUGUGGGCCUAAUGCAAUUGGAUGGGAGCUAGCACUCGUUACCACAUCAAGCAAUAAUACUAGUCAUGUUGUAGAUAGCAAACUGGCUGGUGGAUUUGAUAGGCUAUUACUUGAUAGCUUAUACGAGGAUGAUGUUGCUAGGAGACAAAUACAAUUACAAAAUGCAGGUUAUGGACAUAACGGCAUGGUUGUGCAAAACCCAUUUGAGCAAUUGCAAGAUCCAUUUGUAAUGUCCAAUAAUAUAGCACCGCCACCCAGUGUACAAAUGGCAAUAAUGGCUCAACAGCAGCAGCAACACCACCAACCUAUGAUGAUGGUACCUUAUCAAUAUCAACAACCACAAAUGCAACAAAUGGGUUCUUCAAAUCCUUUUGGGGAUCCAUUUUCUAGUCCUCCCCAAAAUUCAGUACCACAACAAGGAAAUCAAAUGCUACUUUAAAAAAAUAUAUCUUUCUUGUGUUUUUUUAAAAAGAAAACUUAGAAGAUUUCUUCUUUGAAAUAGUAGAAUCACUUUGUUUAUUGUGAAAUUUUCUAUGACUUUCUUUUUUUCUUUUCAAUCAAUGAAGUUUUUUUGUAUUGCAAGUCAAUAGGUGAUUUUAUUUUUAAAAAGAAUAUGAAAUAUUUCAUAUAAAAGCUGAUGUUUCAAAAUUAUAUUAUCCAGUAUUUUUAUACAUGUAAUAUUAGAGCUUUUCAUAUUUUAAAUUAUUAGAAUUAAAACUGGAUUAUUUUACACAAUUAUAUUUAAUUUUGUAUUA